Lutra lutra (Eurasian river otter) is the source of this 2037-nucleotide messenger RNA. It is a transcript of the gene NHERF1, whose product is annotated as NHERF family PDZ scaffold protein 1. Gene Ontology annotation, cellular component: apical plasma membrane. Gene Ontology annotation, biological process: protein localization to plasma membrane. The transcript has 6 exons. Gene Ontology annotation, molecular function: protein-membrane adaptor activity; signaling receptor binding. The record is from RefSeq and is a predicted model, not a curated record. NCBI's taxonomy places the organism in Eukaryota, Metazoa, Chordata, Mammalia, Carnivora, Mustelidae. The coding region runs from base 237 to 1337 and encodes 366 amino acids.
GCGCUCAGUCGCCGCGCUGGGUGGGGAUUGGUCCGCGCUUCCCGGCUUGGAUUCCUCGCAGUUACGCGGCCGCAGUUCGCCGCACACCUGUUCGCUCAGCCCACCGGCGGCGCGGGGGUUCUCUGCAGUGCUUCCUCCUGCCUGCCGGUUCGAAGGGCGGGGAGAAAGUUUGGGCCGUCCCGCCUCCGGCUCCCAACGGGACCCCAAGUCGCACCACUGAGCCGUCGCAGGGCGAGAUGAGCGCGGACGCGGCGGCCGGGGAGCCCCUACCCCGGCUCUGCUGUCUGGAGAAGGGCCCGAACGGCUACGGCUUCCACCUGCACGGGGAGAAGGGCAAGCUGGGCCAGUUCAUCAGGCUGGUGGAGCCCGGCUCACCAGCCGAGAAGGCGGGGCUGCUGGCCGGAGACCGGCUGGUGGAGGUGAACGGCGAGAACGUCGAGAAGGAGACCCACCAGCAGGUGGUGAGCCGCAUCCGCGCCGCACUCAACGCAGUGCGCCUGCUGGUGAUCGACCCCGAGACGGACGAGCGGCUGCAGAAGCUGGGUGUCCAGGUCCGGGAGGAGUUGCUGCACGCCCAGGACGGGCCCGGGCAGGCCGAGCCCCCGGCCGCUACCGAGGCGCAGGAGGCUGGUGGCGAAAAUGAGCCGCAGGCCGCCGCGCCGGAGCCGCGCGAAACCGAGAAGAGCCGUCCGGAGCGGCGGGAGCUGCGGCCUCGGCUCUGCACCAUGAAGAAGGGCGCCAACGGCUACGGCUUCAACUUGCACAGCGACAAAUCCAGGCCGGGCCAGUUCAUCCGGGCAGUGGACCCAGACUCACCUGCCGAGGCCUCAGGACUCCGGGCUCAGGACCGCAUCGUGGAGGUGAACGGGGUCUGCGUGGAGGGCAAGCAGCACGGGGAUGUGGUAUCUGCCAUCAAAGCUGGUGGGGAUGAGACCAAGCUACUGGUGGUUGACAAGGAGACUGAUGAGUUCUUCAAGAAAUGCAAAGUGAUCCCAUCUCAGGAGCACCUGAAUGGUCCCUUGCCUGAGCCCUUUACCAACGGGGAGAUUCAGAAGGAGAACAGUCGUGAAGCUCUGGCAGAGGUGGCCUCUGAGAGCCCCAGAUCAGCCCUGGCAAGAUCCAUCUCCAGUGAUACCAGUGAGGAGCUGAACUCCCAAGACAGCCCCAGGAAACAGGACUCCACGGCCCCCUCAUCUACCUCCUCCUCCUCUGACCCCAUCUUGGACUUCAGCGUCUCCCUGGCCGUGGCCAAAGAGAGGGCCCAUCAGAAGCGCAGCAGCAAACGGGCCCCGCAGAUGGACUGGAGCAAGAAAAAUGAGCUCUUCGGCAACCUCUGAGCAUCCUGCUGCUGGUGCCCAGGAAAGCUGGGAGGGCCUGGCCAGCCCCCAGGCCCCAGCCCUGCUCCCUCGCCCUCCUCCUCACUCACUCCCUGCUCCUCCUCCAAUCAACACUUAAAUCAGCACCAGCACCCUCCCUGCCCCCACCCCCAUCGGUGAAUCUGAUUUUUCUAGAGAACAGUGCUCUUCCCUUACCUCUGGAAAGGUGAAUGUGUUUCCAUCCCGCCCCGACCAGAAAGCAGACUCUUUCCUGCCCCUCCUCCGGGAGUGCUCCAGCCCCUUGCCACUCCCCAGGGACAUUACCGGAACGCACACCAAGCAAGGAUGGGGGGGACCUGGCGAGGGCUCCCAUUCCCUUGCAACCCCAAGUGAUGACUAAGUCCGGGGUUGGUGAGGACCCCCAGUGACAGCAGUGACACUGCGGAACGGACAGGGGUCCCUCUUCCUCAGAGACGGGGUUUGGGCAUCUUCUUUUCGUUGAUUUGAUUUUUUGAGUGCAGUACCGGAAUUUAGAGGGAUUUCGGUUUCCUUAAUUAACAUGAUUUGUCAGGUUGUUGCAUCCGGGACAUGGCAUCAACCUCGGCCUUGAACUUCGUUCCUGCCCUGGAGCCCCGGGCAGCAUGGGGGCAGGUCUCGCUAUCCCCUGCCCAGCCACCCUAGUGUAAGGAAACUCCGUCAAAUUCAGCUGGCUUCCAUCCUG